Messenger RNA from Daktulosphaira vitifoliae (grape phylloxera), 3147 nucleotides. It is a transcript of the gene Ehbp1, whose product is annotated as EH domain-binding protein 1. Bases 272 to 2920 code for a protein of 882 amino acids. Gene Ontology annotation, molecular function: protein binding. The transcript is spliced from 23 exons. The record is from RefSeq and is a predicted model, not a curated record. Lineage: Eukaryota; Metazoa; Arthropoda; Insecta; Hemiptera; Phylloxeridae.
UUACAAGGGUUCCAAUCAAUAAAUUAUUUUAACAAAUGAAAUGACAAAUUUAAUUAAAUUGUAAAAAAAAAAAUAAUACUUUUUAUCUCCAUGUCAUUUUCAAAGCAAUUUUGAAUUUUAUGCAUUGUUCACUAUUUUUUUUCAACUCUUCAUUAAAUUUAAUGUCAUUAAUGAAGUUUUGAAAUAAAUAUAUAUUUAAAGAGUAUUACUGCAAAUCAUUCUAAACAAAGUAUUAUUGCUUAAAAGAAGGAUAUCUAAUGUAUCAGUGAACAUGGCUUCAGUAUGGAAAAGAUUGCAAAGAGUUAACAAAAGAGCAACAAAAUUUCAGUUUACUUUAUCAUAUCAUCAAAUUGUUUGUGAAACUACAUCUAAAUGGACUCCAAGCAAGUUAAUUGUAGUUUUGAGUCGUAGAAGUCGUCGUUUUGUUAGUGAAAUAUUACCUUGGGAACCAACAAUGAAAGAUCCCCUUAGAGGUGUAGUAAUAUGGCCUGUUCCGGAAAAUAAACUACUAUCGAUUACACUAUUUAAAGAUCCUCGAAGUAAUGAACAUGAAGACAAAGAAUGGAAUUUAACUAUAGAAGAUGUAAGCAGUUUAGGAAAACACAGACAAAUUGCAUGUGCUGUUAUAAAUAUGAAAAAAUAUGCAAGUGUCGAUUCUUCACAACAUCAAAUUAUAUUAGAUUUUAAACCAACAUCCAAAAAAAUUACUUCAGCUUCUCUUGAAAUGACUCUAUCUUGUGUGUUUUUAAGAGAAGGAAAAGCUACUGAUGAAGACAUGAUGAGUAUGGCAAGUCUUCUAAGUACAAAUACUAGUGAUAUUGCUCCUCUUGAAGAUUUUGACGAAGAAGACAUUGAAGAUUAUGAAUCUUCUUUUGAUCAAAAUAUAAAUAAUUUAUCACAAAUGACAAAUAAAAUUGAACUUUUAACCAACAGUCUAAGUGACCCAAAUUUUGAAGGUACAUCUGAUAAAGGUAAUAAUUUCUUUACAAAUACAGAAGAAAAUUUUGAUAAGCCUGCUAAUAAUUCUGAAACAUUAGUUAUGAACUUAAAUGCUAAAAAUGUUGAAAAUAUAUCAAACAAGACACAUAUAAGUUCUAAAGAAGUUGAUAAUGAUGUCAAGAAUUCGAGGGCAGCUUUAAAACCAUUAAACUUAAAAGAAGCAAACUCUGAUAACUCAAAAGGUAUUGAAACCACAACACCUGGCCAAGAUCUUCUUGAAUGGUGUAAAGACAUAACUAAAUCUUAUGCUGGUGUUAAAGUUACCAAUUUAACAACAUCAUGGAGAAAUGGUCUUGCAUUUUGUGCUAUAAUACAUAAUUUCCGCCCAGAUUUAAUAGAUUUUGAGUCACUGAAGCCACAUGACAUUAAGGGUAACUGCAAGGCUGCAUUUGAUGCUGGUGAAAUAUUAGGAAUUUCCCGUGUAAUUGAACCAUCAGACAUGGGUGUUCUCACAGUUCCUGAUAAACUAGCAGUUAUGACUUAUUUGUACCAAUUAAGAGCUCAUUUUACUGGGCAUGAGCUAGAAGUUCAACAAAUUGGUAAGACUACAGAUGAAUCAUCAUACAUGGUUGGACGAUUUAAUAAUCCAGAUAAAGAAAUAUCACUUCAAUUAUUUGAAAAAGAAAUAAAAAAUUUUAGAAGUUGUGAUUUAGAUGAAAAAGUGCAACAUUCUAAAAGUACUCUUGACCAUAAUAUUGGUGAUACAAUAAAAGAAUAUUCUCCAGUAUUGGAUGGACUUACUGAUAAAAUUAUGAAUGGCUCUAAAAGUAUUUUUGACAAAGUUCUUUCUCCUUCAAAAGAAAAACUAUCUUUUUUCAAAGAAAAAGGGAAAUCAGUAAUGCUAUCCAAGAAACAACCCACAGAUCCUAAUUCUUCUGAAGAUAACAAUGUUUCUCAUACUUAUGGUGAAAAAAGCAAAAGAUUAACAAGAUCUCAAUCUACAAAUGAGAAUUUAAAAAUAUCUGGAGAUAAAUUUACUGAACCAAAAUCAUUCCAAGAAUCUUCAAAAAAUCAUUCCUCUGACAAACAGAAAAUAACUUCUAACCGACAUAUUGAGUUGAGAGAAAGGGCUCGUCAACUAGUAGAACAAGCAAGGCGAGAAGCUGCUAGAAGAUCACUACCACAAACUCCUAGUCAGAAUGAAGAAGAAAGACAACAACAAGUGAGAGAACGUGCAAGAAAACUUAUUGCGGAAGCUCGUAAAAAUAUAAAUAUUUCUGCUCCAACCACUCCAGUUUCAAGUUUCAAUAAUGGAAGUGCCAGAAAUUCUGUGUCACCUUUAUCUGAUAGAUCUCUAGCAAGCAUUUCUCACCUUGAUAAAUCUUUUAAUUCAAGUAAAAAUAGCAGUACUGUAGCAUUAGACACAGGUAGUCCACAAAAACUACAAUCAUUUUCAUCUUUACUAGAAACUGAUGCAGUAUUAAAAGAAUCUACAAAAAAAGAAAACAAUUAUAUUCAAAAUGAAGUAGAUUCUUUAGAACGUGAACAAAAACAAAUUGAUUGUCAAGCUGAUGAGCUAGAAACUGAAUUAAGGAAAGUUAUGGAUUCAGGGCAUGAUCGUGAAAGAGAAGAAUUUCUUAUGACUGAAUGGUUUACAUUGGUUAACAAAAAAAAUGCUCUUAUUCGUCGACAAAUGCAACUAAACAUUUUAGAAAAAGAAGAUGACUUGGAAAAAAGAUAUCAGUUACUUAUAAAAGAUUUACGAAGCAUAAUUUCUAUUGAAGAUUGGCAAAAAACUGAAGAUCAAAAACGGCGCGAGACCUUGUUGCUGGCUGAACUAGUGACUAUUGUUAAUAAACGUGAUGAAUUAGUUCAUCAUUUAGAUUCCCAAGAAAAAGCAAUUGAAGAAGAUGAUCAAAUAGUACUUGAAUUAAACAGGUCUGGGUUUUCUCAUCAUAACAAAAAUUGUGUUAUUCAAUAAUAAAUUUUUUAUAUUGUUUUUAAAUUAUACUUUUUUAAAACUUUAUCUUGUGAUUAUUAAUUUAUUUUAUAGUAGUAUUAUAAAAAAAACUCUUCUUAAUAUUUCUGUUAUUUUGUUGUUAAGCUAUAGACUUCAUUUUUUAUUUGAUGUGAUCAUUACAAGUUAAUCAAUAAAAUGUGAUUUUUUUUUAGUACAAAAUGUACCAUUUAGGAUGAUUCCUUAACUAU